UUUCAUAUCCAUUCCUCCCCUCCCCUUCCGACACAGGUUUGGGGGAUCAGCUGUGAGGACCGAGCAAUCUACUUCCGUCAAGGCGUCACACCAAGCGAGCUGAGCGGGAAAAUGUGGAAAGCCAUCGCCUGCAACCGAGAGAGCGACCGAUCUCAAACCGGCAGCUCUACCAGCCUCCUUAGUGCUGGAUGCUUCUUUACGGACGACAUCAAAGAACAAAACGCCUCCGUCUUUCAGAGUGAUGGAGAGUCAGAAUCCCAUCUGAACGAUGCUCCUCUUCCUGGACUGGAUCCAGAGACCCUUGACAGUCCCCAUCCGGUCCCGGAGCUGGAUAUGGACCCAUUAGCCACCGUUCUGGAGGAAGCCGCUGCCGGGUCAGAUAGAGACCACCAAGCUGGUCCAGAUAAGCCUCCCUCCAAUCUGGACUCGCUUCCUCCCAAGCCUCAGUGGACCAACAUCGACCUGAAAGAAGCCAGCAGGAUGUCCAAAGCGACUGUGCUCCAAGACAAGACCCCCAGUCUGUCUUCCUUCUUACCGGCUGCGGUUGAAGACCAUUUUGCGACCGACGAUCUCCCCCUCUGGAUUUGGGUCUCCAGCAGAGGCUGCCUUGUGGAUUCCCAGAGCCCGCUGAAAUGGUUCACGGCUCAGUCAGCUUUAACCUCCUGCGCUCAUUCCUUGGCACUUUCCAUCAGCCCCAGCCAUACCGCCCAAUGGAGGAAGCAGAUCGUUCGCCAGCUGUCGGAAAGGACCCACCGAGAGUUGGACAACUUCAGACAUUAUGAACAAGCGGUGGAGCAAGUAAAGUGGGGAAAGGGGAGAGCGGGUGAUGGGGUUUUGUGGUGAUUCUACUGUCAAAAUGUUGGAACCAAAAAGUCUUCAAAGGAGAGAAUCAGAUUUGGGCUCGUGGUUAAGGCACCAAGCUAGAAACUGGGAGAUGGUGAGUUCUAGUCUUAGUUUAGGCAUGAAAGC
Messenger RNA from Pseudonaja textilis, 969 nucleotides. NCBI's taxonomy places the organism in Eukaryota, Metazoa, Chordata, Lepidosauria, Squamata, Elapidae. The record is from RefSeq and is a predicted model, not a curated record.